Ceratitis capitata (Mediterranean fruit fly) is the source of this 1932-nucleotide messenger RNA. RefSeq names its product probable peroxisomal membrane protein PEX13 (gene Pex13). The transcript has 3 exons. The record is from RefSeq and is a predicted model, not a curated record. NCBI's taxonomy places the organism in Eukaryota, Metazoa, Arthropoda, Insecta, Diptera, Tephritidae. Gene Ontology annotation, cellular component: peroxisomal membrane; peroxisome; peroxisomal importomer complex. Gene Ontology annotation, biological process: protein import into peroxisome matrix, docking. The coding region runs from base 283 to 1614 and encodes 443 amino acids. Gene Ontology annotation, molecular function: protein binding.
CUGUCAAAGCAAAUUAUCAAUCGAUUUGAGUUGCAGUUGAUUGUGUAUAUUUUUGUUGGAUAUUUGUGUUUGGAGAAUAAAGUCUGAGAAAAGUUCGAUAACUACUGAAACGGAUUAUAAAGUUUGUGAAAAAUAUAUAUACAUUUAAAUAAAGAUAAAAUUAUCAGCAAAUGACAGAUAAUUGAGCCAAGUUUAAAGUCUAUCUCUAAGUGAACAUUUUCUAUUCUACAAAAAAGUACUGGAGCAAAGUUCAAGUUUUUGCCUGUGAAGAGAAAAUACCAAAUGAUGGAUAACAAUGACACCUCAAACAAUUUUCGUAGUCCAGUUUUGGUUGAAUCAAAUCUAAUACCUCAAACCGGUGGUAUGGGCACAAUUGGUAACAGUGACGCACAAUUACGCACACCACAUGCGGGUAAUGUGCGUGCAUUACCACCACCUCUACCCCAGUUGCCUUACGGAACUACAAAUACUGUCGGCUACAAUGCCAACAACGCUUUGGGCGCAUACGGUAGCGGUUACACAGGCUACAGUAACUUUGGCAGCGGUUUCGGUUCAUAUGGCGGUUAUGGCAGCGGCUACGGUGGUUAUAGCAGCGGCUAUAGCGGUUUCGGUGCAUAUGGUGGUUAUGGUGGUAGCUUCGGUGGCGGUGCAUAUAAUCGUUUCGGCAUGGGUGGCGGCAUGAAUCCUAUGGAUCCGGAAACACGCUUCAUACAAAUGGCAGAGGCCAGUUCACGUCCGGCAUUUCAAAGCAUAGAAUCACUUGUAUCAGCAAUUGGGAAUAUAGCGGCAAUGUUGGAUUCCACAUUUUUCGCCCUGACUAGUUCAUUUCGUGCAAUAUUGGGCGUUGCAGCGAAUUUCGGUCGUCUGCGUGGGGUAUUUGCACAAUUUUGGCAGACAUUCGCGAUAAUUCGUGGUUUAACUUGGAUAUACAAGAAAAUGCUUUACUGGCUACGCUUAUCAAAUAUGGAUCCAUCAAAUGAAAAAUUUAAAGAAGCCUUCGCUGAGGCACUCAAUGACUCAUCACAACAAUCGGGUGCACCAAAACUGCCGCGAAAAGGUCAAUCGCCAUGGCCUGUGCUAGCUUUUAUAAGUUUCAUUUUCACUGCACCAUAUCUUAUAAUGAAACUCUUGGGUACUGUAACCAAUACUGCACAGGAAGAAGCACGUAAUCCAAAUAAAUGGCUGAAUCCAAUCGAAACAAUCGCUAUGCAUGAUUUCCAAGGACGAAACUCUACAGAGUUAAGUAUGCAAUGUAAUCAACCCUUGCUCAUUGCACCGAAGGAAAUACAAAAUACACUUGGUAUGCUGAAUACCGGCUGGGCAAUGGCCAGUACAGUAGAUCGUCAAAAUAUCGGUAUUAUACCGAUAAAUUAUGUCAAGAGCCCACAACAGUUGCGCGAAGAACAACAGCAUAUGUAUCAACCGCAGCUCCAGCAGAAAGUAAACAACGAGCCACAACCUGCUUUAAUGGAUUUAUCAACUUCAUCGUUUCCUGCACCCCCAAAAACAUCCACUGUCGAUGUUGAUAUAGCCAAUUUUGAUAUAGCACCACAGCCAGUUGGCGUACCAAACACAAUGGGAAUAUCAACUCCGUUCGGUAGCAGUGAAGUGUAAUUGCACUUUAAUCAUUUAUAAAUAUUUAUACAAGUUUAUAUAUAUAAUAUUACUGUCGAAAAUUCCAGCCUGGUUAGCUAAGGUCUUUAAUUUAAAAUUUACGAAUUUGUCUUAAUUUUUAAGCAUUUUAUAUAAUUUUAAGUAGGUAUUGAAGUAUGAGGAACAAAAUUGCGUGUACAUGCCACUAAGGAGUUUCUGCUUUGUACGUACAUAAAUAUAUUUAGCGUUGCGCAUAAAUUCAUUUAGCUAUUUUAAGUAUCAGUUGAAAACUGCUGUUGUAGAAUUAAGCUAAAAAUAAAUAUAUUGAAGGCGAAUUGU